This is a messenger RNA of Lathyrus sativus (Indian pea), 213 nucleotides long. Lineage: Eukaryota; Viridiplantae; Streptophyta; Magnoliopsida; Fabales; Fabaceae. The record is from the annotation of a GenBank genome assembly.
AUGGAAGAACUUCAUUUUUUUCCAUUUGGAGGGGGGCCUAGACUUUGUAUUGGACAAAACUUUACCAUGUUGGAAGCAAAGAUGGCAAUAGCAUUGAUUUUGCAACAUUUCUCGUUUGAACUUUCUCCAACCUAUGCUCAUGCUCCAACUACUGUGAUUACCCUUCGGCCAAAACAUGGUGCUCAAAUCAUUCUACAUAAAUUAGAAAUAUAA